AUGUGUUCUCAAUACACCAAUAUAACUCCGAACCAUAAAAAAAUACCAAGCCGAACCGGUGGGAGAAGUCGUGCGGAGGUGAAUCUAAUUCAAGAAACCCAAGCAAAGCUCAAGCAUGGCUAUGGAGCCUUCGAAUUGAAUACCAAAUGCGUUCGCGAUAGUCGUCUUCACAUACCAAUCAAUUGUUACCAACCGAAGACCGUUCUUUCCCCUCCAUCUAGCCUCUGCCCUUCCCUCCUCCAAUUGGCCCUGCCCUUUGCCGAAGACCUCUAUGCUCCAUCUGUGCCUCAAGCGGAUAUCAACCACUCGGCAGGAUGCACCCCAAAAGCCUUGAAAGAUAUUACUGCAGCCGCUUCAGCAAUCAUCGCAGCCAAUCAAAAGACAAAGCUGGCGCCAAUGGGCGGCGAGAUCAGCAUUGGCUGCUCAGCCGCAUCUGUGGAGUCCGCCACACCUUCGAAUAUGGGAACUCUUCGAGAGGGCUUGGAACACACGGCAUCGUCUGGUACAGCCGUGAUUGAGUUGAGAGGACUUGCAGCCACGGACACGGGAAAGAAGGAAAGGAGGACUCAAGAUCCCCUUGAUGGUUCUGUGAUACUUGAGUGA
This is a messenger RNA of Lindgomyces ingoldianus, 603 nucleotides long. RefSeq lists its product as uncharacterized. The transcript has 5 exons. The coding region runs from base 1 to 603 and encodes 200 amino acids. The record is from RefSeq and is a predicted model, not a curated record. NCBI's taxonomy places the organism in Eukaryota, Fungi, Ascomycota, Dothideomycetes, Pleosporales, Lindgomycetaceae.